Messenger RNA from Cucumis sativus (cucumber), 1316 nucleotides. RefSeq names its product CASP-like protein 4A2. The coding region runs from base 83 to 1084 and encodes 333 amino acids. The transcript is spliced from 3 exons. NCBI's taxonomy places the organism in Eukaryota, Viridiplantae, Streptophyta, Magnoliopsida, Cucurbitales, Cucurbitaceae. The record is from RefSeq and is a predicted model, not a curated record.
UUUCCCUUUUUCUUCCUUUUUUUUCUUAUUUCGAAAUUUUUAGUUUCAAUAAAAUCCCUCAAAUUUCUCACCAAAGAAAGAAAUGAUUGAAACUAAAUUGAGAGCUCAAAGAUCGAACGAUUCGUCGUCUUCCAUGAAGAAAUCGUCGUCAAGAAAUUCCGAUUCCUCGGUUCACAGUCAUAUGGAGUCUCCUCAUUCACCGCUGCGUUUUCAUUCUCCGCUUCGAUCCGACGCUGGUGACCCUAUGGAAACCCCUCCUUACGCCUCUCCCGAUACUUCACCUGAGAAGCUGCCGGAUAACUCUAAGGCGAUUGUUGUUGUUGAUGUUGUUGAUAAGAGUACUCAGUUUUCUCCUCUUCCGUCUCCUUAUGCUGCUUCUCGGAAGCCUUUGGAGAAUGUGAACUUUGUUGGUGAUAGGUCGACUUCUUCUAAGAUUAUGUUUAAUCGUGCAAUGAAAGAGGAAGUGCCGCAGUCUGUUACUAAAGUAGGGCCGGUUGGUGUUGGAGGUGAGGAGAAUGGUGGUGGUGGUGGUGGUGGAGGUGGUGCUGGUGCUGGUGGAGGUGGAGGUGGAAGAUCGCCGGUGAAGCAAAUGGCGCCGAUGUCGAGGAGGUCGAAGGAUGAUGCGUUGGUGAAGGCGGCUUUAGGUUUUAGAGUGUGUGAAGUGGCAGUUUGUUUGAUUUCUUUUUCGGUUAUGGCGUCUGAUAAAACGCAGGGUUGGAGUGGCGAUUCAUUUGAUCGGUACAAGGAAUACAGGUACUGCCUUACUGUGAAUAUAAUUGCAUUCGUGUAUGCCGCAUUUCAAGCAUUUGACCUUGUCUUUACUCUAAUCAAGAAGAACCAUAUGAUACGCCAUCAAUUUCGUUGUUAUUUUGACUUCUUCAUGGAUCAGGUAUUGGCAUAUCUUCUCAUAUCAUCAUCUUCCUCGGCUGCCACACGUGUUGACGACUGGCAAUCGAAUUGGGGAAAAGACGAGUUCACGCAGCUAGCGAGCGCAUCGGUCAGCAUGUCCUUCCUUGCCUUUGUUGCAUUUGCUGUUAGUUCACUUAUCUCUGGUUACAACCUUUGCACCCGCGAUCCUGCAUGAUAUUAAAAUCUCAAGCAUGUUCGUUUUUUUUUUUCAAAAAAGAGAAAAAUUUCAUAUUGAUUGUCAAUCCAAAAUUAAUUUUUUUUUUCUCUCUUUUAUGUUGUACAAAGAUAAGAUAUCAUAGCUAGAUUUGACCUUACAAUAAAGAGGAUACCAAAUUGUAUAAUUAUUGGAUUGUUUUUAUUGCAUAUUUUUAAUAUAUAAUAUAUAAAAUUAAGCUUCUUUUGCUCUA